This is a messenger RNA of Aspergillus sclerotioniger CBS 115572, 1470 nucleotides long. Its product is annotated as FAD-dependent oxidoreductase. The transcript has 5 exons. The record is from RefSeq and is a predicted model, not a curated record. Lineage: Eukaryota; Fungi; Ascomycota; Eurotiomycetes; Eurotiales; Aspergillaceae. Bases 126 to 1391 code for a protein of 421 amino acids. Gene Ontology annotation, molecular function: FAD binding.
AGAAGUACCCCGAAGCUACUCUUCCAGACGUCUUACCACACACUCGGGGUCCCAGGCCUUUUACAUUCCCCCACUCUUCCGAUUUCGUUUUUGUUCUCUUUUCCUUCCCGUGGCCUUUUCUCAUCAUGGCUCCCAAGGCCGAUGUCCAGGUUUUGAUCAUCGGUGGAGGUAUUGCGGGGUUGACACUGGCCAACAUCUGUAAACGGAUUGGACUGACCUACAAGGUGCUGGAACGCACUGCUGAAGUGACCCCCGUGGGUGCUGGUAUCUCGCUGGCCCCCAAUGCCCUCCGACUCUUGGACCAACUGGGGUUCAUGGACAUGAUCCGGAAGGAAGGCCAACCGCUGCGCAAAAUCCAGGUCUUCCGCAACACGACGAAAUGGAGUGUGCUCGACUUUGAAUGGCUGGAGGGGACCUAUGGGUAUUCCAUGUACUCGAUGCCGCGACACUCGCUCCACCGGGCCCUGUACCAGGCGACCGGGACGGAGCACGUCAUCCUGGACGCCGAGGUGGUCAGCUUCGAGGACGACGCCAGCUCGCCGGUGGUCAAGGUACGCCUGGCAGAUGGGCGGGAGUUCAGCGGCGAAGUGCUGGUGGGUGCUGAUGGCAUCCGGUCGAUCACUCGACGCCUCCUUGCGGACAAGCAAGGGCUGGCGGGCGUCAACACCAUUCGCUUCACCGGUCGCACCCACAUGACGGGCAUCUCGUACCCGCUCACGCAUCGGGGGCCCGAGGAUCUCGGGGUGGCCACCUGGGUUUUCUACGAUGACUGCAUUCUGACCUCUUGGCCGUGCAUCGAGAACCGCCAAUGGUUUGUCGGCGUCAAGCAAUCCGAGGCCAAGACCAUCACGCGCUCCACCUGGAAGGGGGCAACCAAGGAGAUGAUCAACGAGGUGUAUGGCCACCGCUUCCAUCCAAUGGGCAAGAAUGGCACCGUCCGUGAUGUGGUCGACAUUGCCGAGCGAGUGACGGCCAGUGAUGUGUUUGAGGAGACGGCGUUCCCCGAGAUGGCCUUUGGCCGAGUGGCCUUGGUGGGAGACUCUGCCCACUCCAUGACGUCAUUUAUUGGCCAGGGCGCCUGCCAGGCCAUUGAGGAUGUAGGCGAGCUGGCCAACGGGCUGCACACCUACUUUGCCGGCCAAUCCAACGAUCCGCAGGUGCUGCGGAAUGUGCUGGUCGAUUACCGCAAGAGCCGGGAGCCACGCGCGCGCAAUCUGGUGUAUUACUCGAGCAUCUUUGCGCAGGUGCAUACGGGACGGUUGCCCUACGGAUUGGGGCCAAUUGCCCGUCGCAUCGCGUUCUCAUAUGCUCCGACGUGGUGUUGGAAAUGGGCCACCGACCCGCUGUAUGGAUACCAGCCUCGCGUGCACGCGCUGGAUAUGUUGAGUUAGAUGUGUGGUUACUGUUAGAUGUUUAAUGAAUGGCGUUGGCUUUGGCUGGCUGAACGAGCGAGAUAGGCUCGUUAUCCAC